AUGCUGGAGGCUUGUGAGGAGAAGGCUGUCAGGCUCAGUGAAGGGAAGGGGGCGCUACUAAACAACGUUACUGAGAACCCUUACAACCGGAAACCAAACAGUUUGAUGUACGUUUUUGACCAAAAGGAUGCCCACGUCCUCCAGCCAGUGGAGAGCAGAGAUCUAUUUACCAUAGAUCCAAGACCCACUAACGAGACGUCCCGCAACAAUAUACCUGGACAUCAAGAAAGUCGAGGCUAUUCUCAACGCAACAAUAUACCUGGACAUCAGGAGACUCGAGGCUAUUCUCAACGCAACAAUAUACCUGGACAUCAAGAAAGUCGAGGCUAUUCUCAACGCAACAAUAUACCUGGACAUCAGGAAAGUCGAGGCUAUUCUCAACGCAACAAUAUACCUGGACAUCAGGAAAGUCGAGGCUAUUCUCAACGCAACAAUAUACCUGGACAUCAGGAGACUCGAGGCUAUUCUCAACGCAACAAUAUACCUGGACAUCAGGAAAGUCGAGGCUAUUCUCAACGCAACAAUAUACCUGGACAUCAAGAAAGUCGAGGCUAUUCUCAACGCAACAAUAUACCUGGACAUCAGGAAAGUCGAGGCUAUUCUCAACGCAACAAUAUACCUGGACAUCAGGAAAGUCGAGGCUAUUCUCAACGCAACAAUAUACCUGGACAUCAGGAGACUCGAGGCUAUUCUCAACGCAACAAUAUACCUGGACAUCAGGAAAGUCGAGGCUAUUCUCAACGCAACAAUAUACCUGGACAUCAGGAGACUCGAGGCUAUUCUCAACGCAACAAUAUACCUGGACAUCAGGAGACUCGAGGCUAUUCUCAACGCAACAAUAUACCUGGACAUCAGGAGACUCGAGGCUAUUCUCAACGCAACAAUAUACCUGGACAUCAAGAAAGUCGAGGCUAUUCUCAACGCAACAAUAUACCUGGACAUCAGGAGACUCGAGGCUAUUCUCAACGCAACAAUAUACCUGGACAUCAAGAAAGUCGAGGCUAUUCUCAACGCAACAAUAUACCUGGACAUCAGGAGACUCGAGGCUAUUCUCAACGCAACAAUAUACCUGGACAUCAGGAAAGUCGAGGCUAUUCUCAACGCAACAAUAUACCUGGACAUCAGGAAAGUCGAGGCUAUUCUCAACGCAACAAUAUACCUGGACAUCAAGAAAGUCGAGGCUAUUCUCAACGCAACAAUAUACCUGGACAUCAGGAGACUCGAGGCUAUUCUCAACGCAACAAUAUACCUGGACAUCAGGAGACUCGAGGCUAUUCUCAACGCAACAAUAUACCUGGACAUCAGGAGACUCGAGGCUAUUCUCAACGCAACAAUAUACCUGGACAUCAAGAAAGUCGAGGCUAUUCUCAACGCAACAAUAUACCUGGACAUCAGGAAAGUCGAGGCUAUUCCCAACGCAACAAUAUACCUGGACAUCAGGAAAGUCGAGGCUAUUCUCAACGCAACAAUAUACCUGGACAUCAGGAAAGUCGAGGCUAUUCUCAACGCAACAAUAUACCUGGACAUCAGGAGACUCGAGGCUAUUCUCACCGCGACUUGCUAUUGAAUCAAUCGGGUUGUCGUGUAUGGAGCAAGUACUCCACCCGCCGUACGAUUGUCAAACGUUUUAUCUGCGAAGGUGGUUUGCAUUUCCGAUUGCGCCAUCUGUUUCAUUUCUUCCACACUCCCACCCCCUUUUAUCCACUCAGCAAUAAAACCAACAACUAA
Molecule: messenger RNA, 1728 nt
Organism: Biomphalaria glabrata
Lineage: Eukaryota; Metazoa; Mollusca; Gastropoda; Planorbidae
Product: collagen alpha-1(III) chain-like
Exons: 3
Coding region: 1-1728 (575 amino acids)
Source: RefSeq, a predicted model, not a curated record